AGUUGAGAUUCUUCACAGUGAGAACAGAAACAAAUCUGAUAUUUUAACCAGCCUGCAGUGCUACUGUCUGGAUAUUAACCAGGAGGGAAUACAAGCAGUAUACACAACAUUACCUUCAGGCUUAGAUGGAAAGGGCAAAACAAUGAGCAUUGUCAAGCAUGGGCUUCAAGCUGGAAAUUGGACCAAGCUAGGUUUGAUUUCCAGCUCUGCUCCUGAUCUAUAUCAACUUAGCUUAACCAAUGAUAAAGAGAACCUUAUUGGUAGCGUUGUAGAGGGGUUCAUCAUUUGGCCGCUGGGGCCAAAUGGAAUAUCUACCCUGACUAAACUAAAUCUACCAACAGAGUUCAGAAAUGUUAUUUCAAGACCAGCAGGAUCUAAUUCAUGUAUUAUUAACAAGGAGAAAGAUAAGGCUAUAGCUGGUGUACGUGAGUACAUGUUCAUAUGGGAUGUCCACUCGGAAACACUGAUUAAAUAUUUCAAGGCCCAUUAUGGACGGAUCAUUCACAUGUCCUCACUUACAGAAGGAGAUUGGAACUGCGCUGUAUCUUCUUCAAUGGAUCGAACAAUUAAGGUUUGGUCAAUGUCUAAUAUUGUAGAGCAGGUUUAUCAUAUUCAGAAACAUGAAAAUCAAAUAGAAAAACUGGAGGUGGGAGAAAGUGCAGGGUUGGCUGUUUCCAUGACCCGGAGUAAUGUUGGAAUAUGGAAUCUAAAAACUGGAGAACUAACAACUAAUAUUUCAAAGGUUGCUGUAUCAGAGUCGGAUAAACUGUACAUCUGGAGCUUAACCAACAGAGCUGUAGUAUCAGCUACUGAGGAGCCUGGAAUAGAACAAAUGUUCUUUAAUUCCAUGGAUUUAAGAAUAAUCACUGCCAGACCUUUGGAAAAUCAGGUUUACAUAUCCUGCAGAGAGGUUUCUACUUUAAACCUUAUCUACGAUAUACAAACAUAUAUCAAGAAGUUUAGACAGGUUUGUGUAACCCCUGACAAUUACUAUCUGGUCCUACUGGGUUAUGAUGAUACUGCAAGGAAGGAACAGUUAUCUAUCUAUCAUCUUUAUAAAGGAACAUAUCUAUUCAGGAUACAACUCCGGUACCCCCAGCUCCGGGACGUUUACAGACUAGUUGGGUUUAAUCAGUUUCACGUAGCUCUUAUAGACUCGGAGAAGGCAAAUCUUAUUAAUCUCAGAGAAAAGAAAUUCUCUAGGUCGAUUUUAAAAUGGAGUGGAGAGAAAACUAAAGAUCAGAACUAUGGACUUGGUGCCCCCGCCAGAGGGGGUCUUUAUCUCAUAGAUUUGAAAUCAGGGAAUAUAUCUGCUACCUACAUAGAGCAAGUGAACGAGGGUGUUUUUAGAAGAAAUGCUGGGUUUACAGAGAAUGAAGAAUAUGUUUGGUAUUAUCACAGUGGAAGGAAGACUAUCAGAUUGUUUCGAACCCUGGAAGGAGUAAUGAUCAGUAACUUGUGCAUAGCAGGGGAUAUUCUAGCCAUAGCGUCAACCUCAUGGUCUUUACUAGCAGGUGGUGUUGACGGUUCAUUAAGUAUGUACUGCAUAGCUGAUCCAAGGAUUCAAGAGAAACGAAACCUUCUCUUUAACCUUCCCAGCAGAACAGGAGACCUGGAUACAUCCCAGUUAAUGCUGCGACGGAAUCCCCUGGUUAGGUUCAGGGUAGCAGCUAGAGUCAGUAUUCUUCUUCUCAGGAGAUUAGAAAGAUUAAGACAAAGGAGACCGAAAUCAGAAAAUGAUAUUUGUAGCAUUUCAUGAUUAAUAAAUUUUUGAUUUCUUGCCAAAACAAAAUUUCGAUAAAAAAGCAUUCAUAUCUAUUAAUUCAAAAAAGGAUUUAGAAAAUUCUACACUUUUAUAUUAGCCCCCCCCCUCACCCCCCUCUACAACUUGUUUUUUAAAUCUCUUCCCUCCGCUUUGUGUAAUUUGUUUGCGGAACUACUUUUUCAAAUGUUGUGCUGUUGCCAACUUUUUGUAUUGUGGGCGGAGGAGAGAAAGCAGUUUUCUAACUCUUAAUCAAUCAUUUUUACUCGCGGUCAAUCAGAUCCUCGUUUUAUUCAAAUUACGCGCAUAUUUAAUUCAACAUUUUUAAUCUUGAAACUUGUGAUAUAAUUUCAUUAUUAUUGCUUACAUAGAGGUAUGCAAUAUAAAACAAGUUUUAAUAUUUACA
Eurytemora carolleeae is the source of this 2168-nucleotide messenger RNA. RefSeq lists its product as uncharacterized. Gene Ontology annotation, molecular function: protein binding. The transcript has 21 exons. The coding region runs from base 143 to 1759 and encodes 538 amino acids. NCBI's taxonomy places the organism in Eukaryota, Metazoa, Arthropoda, Copepoda, Calanoida, Temoridae. The record is from RefSeq and is a predicted model, not a curated record.